This is a messenger RNA of Thlaspi arvense, 1302 nucleotides long. Lineage: Eukaryota; Viridiplantae; Streptophyta; Magnoliopsida; Brassicales; Brassicaceae. The record is from the annotation of a GenBank genome assembly.
AUGCAAGAUCCAAGGAGAAGUGUUUACAGAGAGCUGAUACGAUCAUCUCCUUCGUCUUCUGAUCCAUUUUCAACUUCUUCUAUUUCUCUAUCUUCCUUUAUUUUGUUGCAACUCGCAUUCUCCAAAGCCCUAGUAUCUUCGUCUCCUGCCUCGGCAGAUUCGUGGAAGCACGCCGGUACCACUGAAACAGCGUCGUCUAAUCGGAGCUAUACCGGCGAACAGUCGGUUCCCGAUUUUCAGCCGGCGAUAAUGGCGAACAGAACGGAUCCGUUGGCUAAGAACAUAAGAGGGACGAACCCGCAGAAUCUGGUGGAGAAGAUCGUGCGGACGAAAAUCUACCAGCACACUUUUUGGAAGGAGCAAUGUUUCGGUCUCACGGCGGAGACGCUGGUCGACAAGGCUAUGGAGCUCGACCACAUUGGUGGAACAUUUGGUGGUAACCGCAAGCCCACUCCGUUCCUUUGCCUCAUAUUGAAGAUGCUUCAAAUCCAGCCUGAGAAAGAAAUCGUCGUGGAGUUCAUAAAGAACGAUGAUUACAAAUAUGUUCGUAUUCUUGGUGCGUUCUAUCUCCGUCUCACUGGGUCUGAUGUUGAUGUCUAUCGAUACCUCGAACCUCUCUACAAUGACUACCGAAAAGUUAGGCAAAAGCUAGCUGAUGGACGUUUUUCCUUGAGUCACGUGGACGAAGUCAUUGAGGAACUUCUAACCAAGGAUUAUUCUUGUGAUAUUGCAAUGCCACGCUUGAAGAAAAGGUGGACGCUGGAACAGAAUGGUUCUUUAGAGCCAAGGAAGAGUGUUUUGGAAGACGACUUUGAAGAAGAAGAAGAAAAGGAGGAGAAUGAAGGGAUUGCGGAUGGAUCUGAAGAUGAGAAGGAUCAUCACCGUAAGAGUCCUGAGAGAGAAAGAGACAGAGACAAAGACAGGAGACGCGACAGUCAUAGACACAGGGAUCGUGAUUAUGAUAGAGACUAUGAUAUGGAUCGAGAUUAUGACAGGGACUAUGAAAGAGAACGUGGGCGUGGUCGAGACCGAGAUAGGGAGAGAGACAGAGAUCACUAUAGAGACCGGGACAGGGAGAGGGAACGAGGCAGAGAUAGAGAACGAGACAGAAGAGACAGGACACGUCGUAGAAGUAGAAGCAGAAGUAGGGAUCGUAAGAGACACGAGACAGAUGAUGUCCGGGAUAGGGAGGAACCAAAGAAAAAGAAGAAGAUGAGGGAAGAUGGAACUGAUCAUCCAGAUCCUGAAAUUGCAGAAGCUAACAAACUGAGAGCAUCUCUGGGAUUGAAACCUUUGAAAUAA